This is a messenger RNA of Epinephelus lanceolatus (giant grouper), 3926 nucleotides long. Lineage: Eukaryota; Metazoa; Chordata; Actinopteri; Perciformes; Serranidae. The record is from RefSeq and is a predicted model, not a curated record.
ACUACAUUCAGUCAGUCUGACACCAGCUAGAAGAGCAGACAUUCAGCAUGGCUGUUAACAUCCCAGGAGUAAUAGCAAUGGUGUUUUUCUACCUGCUGGUACUUGGGACUGGCAUCUGGGCUUCUUUCAAAUCCAAAAGGGAAAAGAGGAAAAGUGGAGCCCCUGGAAUGGAGAUGACUCUGCUGGGCAACCGCAGCAUUAGCCUGGUGGUGGGGAUCUUCACAAUGACAGCUACGUGGAUUGGGGGAGCCUUCAUUGUUGGAACUGCUGAGAUGGUGUACACUUCCUCUAUGGGACUAACCUGGGCGAUCUUGAUGAUGAUUGCAUACAGCUCUUCUUUUAUCAUUGCUGGCUUCGUGUUUGCAAAGCCACUGAGAGAAAGACACUGUGUGACGAUGCUGGACCCUUUCCAUGCCAAGUAUGGAAAAUCAGUAACAGCUGGACUAACUAUGGCUGGUCUUAUUAUGGAUCUACUGUGGGUUCCCACAAUACUAAUUGGAUUAGGAGGAAUUAUGAGUGUGGUCCUGGAUUUGUCCUACACUGUGUGCAUCUGGAUCUCUGCUGCCGUUGCCAUUACCUACACACUGCUGGGAGGUCUCUACUCUGUGGCCUACACAGAUAUUAUACAGCUUGUGCUCUUAUUCGUCAGCUUGUGGAUCUGUGUUCCCUUUGUUUUGAUGAACCCAUACUCUUUGGACAUUGGACAGACACUGACGAACAACACCUUACAUGCUCCCUGGAUUGGUACACUGGGGCUGAAACGGACCUGGAUAAUGAUUGAUAAGUCCUUUUUUUUGGCACUGGGGAGCACGGGAUAUCAGUGCCUCCACCAGAGGACCUUGUCGGCAUCUUCCACAUCCACAGCCAAGAUCACUUGCUUUAUUGCUGCUGUCAUCUUACCUACAUUUGGGAUACCUCCUAUACUGCUUGGGGCAGCUGCUGCAUCCACAGACUGGAACCUGACCUCCUAUGGUUCUCCAUCUCCAUAUGAACGUGGGGAAUCAGUUCUAGUUCUUCCCAUCACCCUGCAGCACCUCACCCCAUGGUUCGUCUCCAUUAUUGGUACUGGAUGUGUGGCUGCUGCCGUGAUGUCAUCGGUUGACUCUGUGCUGCUUUCUGCCGCUUCUAUCUUCACCUCCAACAUAUACAAGAACAUUCUCAGGCCUCAGGCAACAGACAGAGAGAGUCAGUGGGUGAUCCGUGCGUCUGUGUUGGUAGUGGGCUUGGUUGGUACGUUACUGUCCAACCUGAAAAACAGCAUGUUGGUGUUCUGGUUCACUAGUGCUGAAUUAGCCUACAUCGUAAUCUUCCCUCAACUUGUCUGCAUCCUCUUCUUCAACAUCUCAAAUGGUUAUGGGGCUAUGAUGGGUUUGCUGGUGGGAUGUGUGUUGAGACUGCUCAGUGGAGAGCCCUCACUAGGAUUACCACCAGUCAUACAUUUCCCAGGAUGCACUCUUGAGGAUGGUGUUUAUGUCCAGUACUCUCCAGUCAAGACCAUCUCCAUGCUGUCUGCCAUUGCUGCCAUCUUGUUGUUCUCCUAUCUGGUUUCUGUGCUCUUCAACAAAGGACUGCUUCCUGAGAAGUGGGAUGUGUUCAAAGUGAAAGCUCAGCAGUCACCACAACCACUGACACCAACAGAUGGAGCCACAGAAAAUAACGAAAAGGAGAAAUUAAAUAGAGACAACUCUCAGACCUUGGCUGCGGUCGAAUAGUCUUUUUUGCUUAGGAAGGUUCUUAACUGAGUGAAAUGACCUGGAAGUAUCUAAGUGGCAGCCAUGAUAAGAGCUGGUCGAAUUCUCUAAAUUUUAAGGAAAGGUGCUUCAAUGCUUCCUUUUUAAUCUCCUUUAGCAUAGGGUACACUGGACCAUCCUUUACGAAAGGAAAGGAGAUAAUUAUGUCCCACAAGUCCUUGCGGCGCCAAUAUUUAAAGCGACCAAGCGACUCACCAUUCACAAACAAACUCAAAUGAUUAGGAAAGAAAAAGAUCAACAUGACUGAGAAAGCAAGGAGAUCACCAUGUACUUGUUUUAUAAUAGGUUAAACAAAUAUACAAUGCAUUAUUUUAAUCUUCUGAUUUUCAUGUGAAUGAGAAAAAAUGGAAAUCCACCUGCUUUUCACGUUUUCGUCUUCAAAUGGCUUAUUGAAAUAGAAAUUAAACCAAAACCAGAAAUCUACUUGUUUUUCGCCUUGAUUGUUAUAUCUAUAUUAUCUGGCCCUACUGCAUCUCAAAACAUUGGCAUUGGCUAUGCUUAUGGCCUAGAUAGAUAGAUAGAUAGAUAGAUGUUCUGCUUCUCUGUGCCCCCCCUUUUCCCUCUCAACCCAACCAGUCAAAGGGGCCGCCCACCUAGAGCAGGGUUCUGCUCGAGGUUUCUUCCCGUUAAAGUUCUUAAAGGAGUUCUUCCUUACCGCUGUCUCCAAAUGCUGCUCAUGGGGGAAUUGUUGGGUCUCUGUAAAUUCAAGAGUAUUAUCUAGACCUGCACUAUGUGUAAAGUGCCCCGAGAUGACUUUCUUUGUGAUUUGGCACUAUAUAAAUAAAACUGAAUUGAACUGAAAAAAAAAAAAAAAAAUAGAUAAUCAAUGAAGUAAUGUUGCUGUGCCUCGUGCGUAAAUGUGCAUAUACUUGGCGUAUCUGGAGAUUUAAAUAAUCAAUGAAGUUACUGCUUCCCACUUUUUAUUCCCCUUUACAGUGUUUCCCUGCAAAGCUACAGUGGAAGGAUCAUAACAAAAAAUACCAAAGACUGUAACGUUAAAAGAUAUCUGCUUGAGGUCAUUAAAUACUUGCAGCAGGCAAUUAUUAUUAUAAUUAUAUUUAAUAUUAUGAUUAAUAUUAUUAUUUAUCCAUUAUUUUUUUAUUCACACAGAAAAACAAAAUAAUGCACUUAAUAUUUGUUUAUCCUGUUACAAAACAAACAAGUUGAACACAGCUGUGGAUGGAGGGGACACGCACCGUAACAUAUGUUCACUUUGCAUCAGUCAUUUAUUCAUUUGAGCGUUGUUGUAUUGCCAGCCUUUAGUAAUAUCAUUAAUUCAUUUUACUACUUGGGAUUCAGAUGGGUGAGUGUGAGCAAGCAUUCUCAAUGUGACAAUUUCGUUUCAGUUUUUGGCUGGUAGCCUAUAUUCCUUUUUUUAAUUCAAUUCCGACCUUAGUAAUUAAACAAUAUCUUUCGUGUUGUCCACGUUUAUAUAUCCUGCAUGAAUCAACACGAUGAGGACGUACGGGGCGCAUUAUCUAAGAUGCACUUUUUGUAGUCCAUCUUCAGAACAUUGUAGUUUCACGACAGCAGGCCCACGUCAAUAACAUCCGCCGUCGCAUCAUUACGUAGCCAUGUGUAAGUGCAGUCGGAUUCUCUCAGCACCGCAGUUGUCUUUUCCUAAAUCCUUAUGAAAUCUCCUUCACAUCUUCCCUUGACAUUGUGACGUUUUCCACCAAGGUCAAGGAAAAGUGGUUAGGAAAAGACGAUAGGAGAGACUUUUCAACCGCAGCCCUUGUCAUCAAAGCCGAUGAUUAGCAAGAGCUGUAGGUGUUCAUGUGUGUAGAGAAGUAUCUGUUUCUUGAAGCAUAAAAUAGACUAAAUAUUAGAGGUGGGGGAAAAAAUUGAUACAGUAUAGUAUUGUGAUAUUGUAUCGAUAGAUGGACAUCAAGUAUCAAUAUUUUAGCAAAGAUGGUGUUCAGUGGUAAAGUAAUGAGGUGACAAUAUGAGCAGAACUCCAAAAGACGAGUCACAACUAGGUGCAGAGAAUUUGUUGAUCUCAGACUCCCAGGGAAUUAUUUUAGAUCAUUCUCAGUCAUCACCUUAGGUCUAAACAUAAGGCAACAAUUUAUUAAUUAUCCAGAUACUGAAAAUGUAAAUAUGUUGUACACAUGUAAACAAGAAAACAGUGAUUAAAACAUCAGAAUGCUACGAAUAAAAGAGUCCAAAAAUGUA